CUGAUACAGCUGUUCGGUGGAAUGCAAACAACUUUAGUUAGUUUAAUUUAACCGGUAAAAGCAAGCUUUAUAAUUUAAAUAUUAGCUGCCUGCAGCUGCCAAUAGUGUCAAAUUCGGUUUAAGCAAACAGCAAGUGCUCGUUUGGUGCUCUUGUGCUGGUGCGAUGCGGCUUUCUCUGCCCUUAACCCAUUUGUUGUUGUUUUGCGAAUCGCCAAUUUGAAGAAAAAAGCUACCUCGCGUUAUAAAUAAACAAACGCGACUAAACAAUUGGUUCCCCUGUUUUGUUGCGGCUAUUUCUGCGAUUUGUUUACACCAACUACGGCCACUAUAAUUAACAAAAACUAGUUUUCCCGUAACACAAGUACCCAAAUAUGACCCUCAAAGACUGGGGAUACCGGGUGCUGCCCGGUCUAAAGUGGCUGCACGGCUACAGCGGCCAGGAUGCAGUGGCGGAUCUUAUAGCCGGCGUGACAGUUGGACUGACGGUGUUACCCCAAGGAUUGGCAUAUGCGACUCUGGCCGGAUUAGAGCCGCAGUACGGUCUGUACUCGGCCUUUGUGGGUGGCAUCAUAUACGCCAUGCUAGGCAGUUGCCGACAGGUGACCAUUGGACCCACGGCACUGCUCGCCCUGAUGACCAGCCGCCACACUGGCUUGGGACUGGGAUCGGGUCCAGCCUACGCCAUACUGCUGUGCCUUAUCUCGGGUGUGGUGGAGCUGGGAAUGGCGGUGCUGAAGCUGGGCGCCCUGGUGGAUCUUAUAUCGCUGCCGGUUACGGUGGGAUUCACCUCUGCUACGGCUGUGAUUAUUGGCACCUCGCAGCUUAAGGGUCUACUGGGGUUAAGGGGUGGCUCUGGCUCGGAUUUUAUCAACACCAUGCGAUCGGUGUUUGGUAAUCUUCAUCAGGUGCGACGAGGUGACUUUACUUUGGGAUUGGUCUCCAUCGUUGUUCUUCUGGUGUUAAGGAAACUGAAAGACGUAAAACUUGAUGGACGACUUCGUAGUUUGCGGGCCCAGCAGCUGGUUAGCGGGAGCAUAUGGGUCAUAGCCACUGGACGAAAUGCCCUGGUGGUGUUGGUGACCAGUGUUCUGGCUUACAAUACCUGCGACCAAAUGGACAGCUGUCCUUACAUUCUCACGGGUAAGGUGAAGAGCGGCCUGCCCAGCUUGGCGCUACCCAAGUUUGAGACUACAAUUCUGGACAGGAAUGGCACAGAAACCACACAGAACUUGGAACAAAUGCUCUCUGAACUGGGCCCCUCAAUGCUGAUCCUGCCCAUUAUUGCCGUUCUGGGCAACGUAGCUAUUUCCAAGGCAUUUGGUGGCGCCGGUCUGAGUCCCACGCGGGAACUGGUGGCUCUAUCCAUGAGCAACAUCUGCGGAGCCUUCUGCAGUUCCAUGCCAGUGACAGGCUCGUUUUCGCGAAGCGCUGUCAACCAUGCAAGUGGAGUGAGGACACCCCUUGGAGGCUGCUAUACCAGCGUUUUGGUGCUCCUGGCACUGGGUUUGCUGGCACCCUACUUCCAGUAUAUUCCCAAGGCCGCCCUUAGUGCUGUCAUCAUUUCGGCGGUGAUAUUUAUGAUCGAGUUUGAAGUUAUCCGUCCGCUGUGGCGCUGUAGCCGAAGGGAGCUGCUGCCAGGAGCCAUUACCUUUGUGUUGAGCCUGGCAGUGGGCGUGGAGAUUGGCUUGUUACUGGGAGUAGGCGCUGAUGUGGCCUUUCUGGUUUACAGAGCCGCUCGGCCUGUGUUGAGCGUCUCCAAACUGCAGACUAGAAAUGGCAUUAACUACAUCUUGAUACGGCCCAAGCAUAGUUCACUGUACUUUCCGGCCAUCGAAUGGGUUAGGUCGGGAAUCUCUAAAGCUUUGGCCACGCAUGGCACUGCUCCUGUGGUUUUAGAUUGCGCCCAUGUGCAUGAUUUCGAUUUUACAGCAGCUCGAGGAAUGGGCUCGCUGAAAAAGGAGCUGGCCAAGGCCAACGUUCCCUUGUUCCUGAUGAGUGCCCACAAGGACAUUGGUGUGAUAUUAAAGGAGUCCACUAAUAUUGAUUUUCCCACGAUAGACUGCCCCGAUGAUCUGGAACCAAUUUUGGAGCAAAGUGAGACCUGCUUUGCUCCAGACUAUGUGCUCCACUUGCAGGUCACAGCACCGUUGGUGGAGUCGCGAUUGGUGCACUGCGGUGCCGGAGAACCAACUGAACUGAGUAAACUUAAAGAAAAAACUACUUCAUAAAAGAGAAAACUCGAAACUCACAAUGCAGGAUAUGAGAAUAUCAUUAAAUUUAAAUGUACUUAAGUAAGGAAACAAUCUUCCUGCCGAAUAUUUGGCCUCUCUACGCUUUCUCUAGUACUUACUUUCAUUUCCAACUCUUUCAUUCCUAUAUUUAAUGUCCUUUCACCGAUCCGUCGUCAUGUGCUUGUGCUCGAUUAGCUUAAGCUUUAAUUGUAUAUAAAAAUAUGUAGUUAGAUUUUAUAAUGUUAUAAAUGUUUGCGUUUUGUACUUUUA
Molecule: messenger RNA, 2501 nt
Organism: Drosophila kikkawai
Lineage: Eukaryota; Metazoa; Arthropoda; Insecta; Diptera; Drosophilidae
Product: sodium-independent sulfate anion transporter
Biological process (GO): transmembrane transport
Cellular component (GO): plasma membrane
Molecular function (GO): sulfate transmembrane transporter activity
Source: RefSeq, a predicted model, not a curated record